This is a messenger RNA of Macrosiphum euphorbiae (potato aphid), 966 nucleotides long. Lineage: Eukaryota; Metazoa; Arthropoda; Insecta; Hemiptera; Aphididae. The record is from the annotation of a GenBank genome assembly.
AUGAAUAAAGCCAAAAGGAGAGACUGGGACACCAAAACUUCUUUGCAACUAAUUGAUGAGUUUAGGCUACAAGAAGUACUUUGGAAUCCAACAAAUCAGUAUUAUUUUUCUAAAAAUAAAAAACAUGAUGCGUGGUGUCACCUAGCAAAACAAUUUGAUACUGAUAUAGAAGAAGUGAAACUAAAAAUUCAAAGCAUUCAGGGGUCGUAUCGUCGGGAAAAAGCCAAAGUGAAAAAAAGCCUUGGAACUGGAAAAGGAGCUAAUGAAAUAUUCCGUUCAAGUUGGUAUGGUUAUGAUGCAAUGAGUUUUUUAAAAGAGAGAGAUGAUCCAAGGCCGACAAUUAAUUCAGAAAAUCUACAAAAUGAAGUUGAAGAAGCUUCUUCUGACUAUAGCUACAGUUAUUAUAAUGAUAACCUUUCGUUGGACAUUUCGGAAAUACAAGGGCCAUCAACACAGCAAUUGUCGCCAGCGCAAAAUGAAAUAGUGCCACCACCCAGCAGGAAAGAUAGUGUUGAUGAAAUUAUUAGUCCUGGGAAUCCAAAUCAACCACGAAAAAAGAAUAAGAAAAACUCAACCAAUACAAUUGAUCAUAAAAUUGAUGAAGCGUUCAACAUUCUGAAGAGGUCUGCGUCAAGCUUUGAGUCAAAUUCAUCCGAUGAAUGUACAACAUAUGGUGCCCAUGUAGCAAACAAAAUAAGAUCUUAUCCACCACACACUCGAUCGAUCGUCCAACACUAUAUUAAUAACAUACUUUUUGACGCGGACAUGGGAAGAUAUGAUUACUAUUCUGCAAACCCACAUAUUCUUUUUCAAAAUCCAGUACCACAAACAAAUCUAAGUUCCUAUAACUUGAAUACUCAUAUAGACCCUUCAAACCACUCUUCAUCAAAUUCGGUUGGUACACCAACGGAGUUUUUAUCUGAGUCUACGUCAUCUGUAUUAGAUCUAGGUAGUCAUCUGACAUAG